AUGCCGUCCACUCUCUGGAUGCACCAGAAAAUGAGACAUCUGCAUCUCGUCCUGCUUGUUCCUUCUGCCCUCAUGCUCUGCUCGGCUUUGUGGUCGGGUGAUGUGCGCCAGGUGCUCCACAUGGUUCCGCUAUGUGGCCUCCUUAUGGUUUCCACCUUGAGGCUGAAGUCGAAGAGUGCGAUGGAUUUCUACUGCUCGGGGCAUCUGAGGGGCCAGGCAGCAUCCACACUCGCGAUCUGCGCUUGCAUGAUCCUGAGCUUCAUGGAUACCGCACGCACUCGAGCCUGGGUGGGUUUCGCAGAGGUGGCCAUCGUAGCCCCCGAGGCAGCAUACCUCAAAGCAACAAGAGUACCUGCUGGCCGCGCCAAGCGGGCCCGUUGGAAGCAGGCGCAACUGCCUCUCUUCCAUCUCUGGAUUGGUGCUGGGUUGGCUAUGUGUUGCACUGCGCUGUUCUACCCAAAUCGGAUGACUGUCGUCUUGGACGAGUGGGGUGUGAUUAGCUUGGUCUUGGAAAAGAUGAUUCUGGGUGCUCUGGGCGACUUUGGAACGUAUAGCCUUCUCGACAUGGAUCCAGGAUCUCCUCAGCGAGCUCGGUCCUGCCCAUAA
Messenger RNA from Symbiodinium sp. CCMP2592, 606 nucleotides. Lineage: Eukaryota; Dinophyceae; Suessiales; Symbiodiniaceae. The record is from the annotation of a GenBank genome assembly.